Messenger RNA from Carassius auratus (goldfish), 1689 nucleotides. RefSeq names its product reprimo-like (gene rprml). Bases 313 to 657 code for a protein of 114 amino acids. Lineage: Eukaryota; Metazoa; Chordata; Actinopteri; Cypriniformes; Cyprinidae. The record is from RefSeq and is a predicted model, not a curated record. The transcript has a single exon.
CACGCGGACCAGGCGCGUAAACGAAACCUGCGCGCAGGUCUCCGCUGAGCUGCAUUUGAUUUGAAAGUGCCUUGAGCGCUGAUCGUGCUUUGAAAAGACUUCUUAUUGACCGAGAACGCAACUGAAUCAAGCACUUUUUUAUCCAAGUAGCUUUUAGACUGAUAGUAUGAACCAUCAGAAGUGAUUUUAAGAGAUACUUUUAUUAGUUUCCCACCUGAUGAAACUUGACUCAACAGGCGGUUGCAGAAAGUGAGUUGAUGCCACAAGAGACUCGUCUGCCGUCAGCUCCAGUGCUCUGCGUCUCCGCUCAGGAUGAACGGAACGUUUUUUAACCACACGGCGUUUACGCACGGCGUUCUGCUCAACCGCAGUCAAGAGCUGGCGGGGACACUAGUUGAUUGCUGCACGGGGAACGGGAGCGAGGUGACCGCGAGCGACGGCGGCGGGUCUUUAGAUCUCGCUCAGGACGAGCGCAAACUGUUCGUUACGCGCGUGGUGCAGAUCGCGGUGCUGUGCGUUCUUUCCCUCACGGUGAUGUUCGGCAUCUUCUUUCUCGGUUGCAACCUCAUGAUCAAGUCCGAAAGUAUGAUCAACUUCCUGGUCAAGGACCGGAGACCAUCCAAAGACGUGGAGGCGGUGAUGAUCGGACUGAGUUAGCCGCGGGUGUCACCUGGAGCCGUGCUGCGGGACCGAGUGACACCCAGCUGUCCUCAGACUGGGAGCCGCGGAGAUAUGCAACUUACAUUUUCACUCCCUUUGGGUCAUGAAAUGAAAAGGCGACGUGGAUGAACUGAAGCAAAGAUGACAGAUAUACAGCUGCACGUUUACGAAAUGAGAAUGUAUUUAUUCAUGUUUACGUAGCUUUUUGUAUUUGGGGUCAUUUUUGCUUGUGAUUUUUUACAGUGAAGUGUUUACACGUUUUUACCUCAGAAAAAAUUGAAAUAUCUAUUUAUUGCAUUAUGUUUGUUAAAAAUUAUACGCUACCUUACAAAUUACGACCAUGGUUUUAUUGUAGUAAAAGUGUAGUAACCAUGUUUUUUUUUAUUGAAUAUCAUUUAUAUAACCAAAGGUUUACUACAAAUACCAUGGUUAAACUAUGGUAAGUGUAGCAAAACCUUGGAUCAUUUAGUGGUUACGCAUGGUUUAACUAUAGUAACCAUGUUUUUUUGGUUUUUAUUUGUAGUAAACCAUGGUUAAUUUUCGUAUGGUUUAAGGUGGAGGGGUUGCGAAACGCAAAUUGUAGCCUACUUUGGUGCAACUAUUGGGAUGGGGGUGGGGGUGGGAUCAAGCCUUAUUAUUUGAGAUAUUCUGAUUUCCUCAAACCCACUAUCCUGGUCUGUAGACAAUCACUUCCAAAAGCAUGUUGUUUUGUGAAAGGUGACUUAAGCACUUGAAUUGCAGGUGUUUUGAAUUUGAAGAUGUCAAAAUGUAUUUUUCUUCAAGUUGAACGUGUGGCCGAGAGCACGUGAGAGGGGAGAUGUUCAUCUGGUGGGACACUUGCACGUUUUGAAUGACCCCUUCCCCGAUCACACCGGCUGACGUCUCUCUCUCUGCAUGCGCGGGGCUCGGUGUGUCAGGCACUUUCUACGUAAAGAACCUCAGUGCUGCAUGGAGGGUUUUGUAAACUGUAUUUACUUGAAAACUUGAAGUUGUGCAGCAUGCUUUGAAUAAAGUUGUUAAAACAUUGCA